AGCAUCUUACAUUUUUAUCGAUGAUCCAAAAAGACUAUAUUGGUCAUGUCUUGCUGUUUAUGAAGUGGUAGUUUGAUGAAUAUGCGUAACCGAGUCUUUUACGGCAUUUUACGACAGUUUACGGCAGCUGUAACAGGCGCCGAAUUCAGAAAGUUCCUGAUUGUUUUUCUGGGAGCUCAACAACCUUCCCGAACCUUUUAACCGCCUUUGAUAGUGAUGUUUUUCUUUUAAAUCUAUUUAACUUAAUUCUUAUUUCGCCGCAUAUUUUAUGGAAAGUUUAAUUCUAGCUUGGUUCCAUAUAAGCUAGCAAGCUAGUUUCCAUGACAACAAAGUGCCCUUGUUUUGCUAAAGACACUUAGCCAUGGAGUAGCUAGGAGUGAUGAUCAUUGUGGGGAAGUUAAAGUCUCUAUUAGCAGCCCAGGGUCGUAUUUGUCGCUCUAUAUCCUUUAGUAUGAUCAGAAGAACUCAGAUUAAGAAGGUGCUUUGUGUAGCUGAAAAGAACGAUGCAGCUAAAGGCAUCUCAGAGAUCAUGUCAAAUGGCAGGUCAAGAAGAAGAGAAGGUUACUCAGUCUACAACAAGAUAUACGAGUAUGAAUAUAAUCUUUUUGGACAAAAUGUUUCUGUGUGCAUGACAUCUGUGUCUGGACACCUUUUAAGUCUUGAAUUCAAAGCUCCUUUUCAGAAAUGGCACAGCUGUAAUCCAGUCUUGCUGUUUGAUGCUGAAGUGGAAAAGUAUUGUCCUGAAAACUUUGUGAAAAUUAAGAGGACUUUGGAGAGAGAGGCCAGACAGUGCCAGGCUCUGGUCAUCUGGACCGAUUGUGAUCGUGAGGGAGAAAACAUUGGCUUCGAGAUCAUCGACGUCUGCAAAGCUGUCAAGCAAAACAUUCAGGUGUUCCGUGCUCGCUUCUCUGAGAUUACUCCCACUUCCAUUAGGAGAGCCUGCGAGACUCUGACAGAGCCGGACAUUAACGUCAGCGAUGCUGUGGAUGUCAGGCAAGAGCUGGAUCUCCGCAUCGGAGCAGCUUUUACAAGGUUCCAGACUUUACGGUUGCAAAAGAUCUUCCCAGAAACUCUAUCUGAUCAGCUGAUCAGUUACGGGAGCUGUCAGUUUCCUACCUUGGGCUUUGUGGUGGAGAGGUUUAAAGCUAUUCAAGCGUUCAUCCCUGAGACCUUCUUUAAAAUUAAAGUGGUCCAUGAGCCGAACGAAGACGAAUCGGUGGAAUUCAGCUGGAAAAGGCAUCGUCUCUUCAACCACACGGCCUGUCUCGUGCUUUACCACUUGUGCAUGGAGGACCCUGUAGCAAGAGUGAUGUCUGUAACAAGUAAACCCAAAAACAAAUGGCGUCCAUUACCCCUCGACACUGUGGAACUUGAAAAACUGGCUUCAAGAAAAUUGAAGAUAAGUGCUAAAGAGACCAUGAGAGUAGCCGAGAAACUGUACACACAAGGGUUUAUCAGUUACCCUCGUACCGAGACCAACAUGUUCCCGAAGAACCUGAACCUUGUCCCGCUUGUUGAGCAGCAGACUCAGGACAGCGAAUGGGGGGCUUUUGCUCGAGGCAUCUUGGAAAGCGGUGGGCCAACACCUCGAAACGGAAACAAAUCCGACCAGGCCCAUCCUCCCAUUCACCCUACCAAAUACACCAAUAAUCUUCAGGGAAACGAGAAACGUGUGUACGAGUUUAUCGUUCGUCACUUUCUGGCCUGUUGCUCCAAGGAUGCUCAGGGCCAGGAGGUGACUGUAGAAAUUGACAUUGCUGAGGAGAAAUUUUCUGCAAGCGGACUGACGAUUAUCGCUCGUAACUAUCUCGACGUUUACCCAUACGACAAGUGGUACAAUAAGGUUAUUCCGUUAUAUACACCUGAAACAACAUUUCAACCGACCGCUGUCGAGAUGGUGGAAGGACAGACGAGUCCACCUCAACUCCUCACUGAGGCCGACUUGAUUUCUCUCAUGGAGAAGCAUGGCAUCGGCACAGACGCAACACACGCCGAACACAUCGAGACCAUCAAGAGCCGUAUGUACGUCGGUCUGACAGAUGAUCAGAGGUUCCUUCCUGGGGAGCUUGGCAUGGGUCUCGUCGAAGGGUACAAUUCCAUGGGCUAUGAAAUGUCUAAGCCACAUUUGAGGGCAGAGCUGGAGGCAGACCUGAAGCUCGUGUCUGAAGGGAGAAAGGACAAGGCAACCGUCCUCAGACAUCAUGUGGCGAAAUACAAGACCGUUUUUAUAGAAUCAGUCAGGAAGGCGAAGAAGUUGGAUGAGGCUCUGUCUAAUUAUUUAGGCCAGGCCAGAGAUUAUACAGAGCAAGAAGAACAGGAGUUAGAGAUGCCGCUCCCGGUGCGUAAAUGUCCGCAGUGCAGCCGAGACAUGGUUUUAAAGAAGAAGAAGGACAGCACAGCGAAGUUUCUGUCAUGCACAGGCUACCCGAGCUGUAAGGCAGCUGUGUGGUUUCCAGAUACAGUUCUGGAGGUCAGCAGAGAUGACAGCGUCUGUCCAUCGUGUCAGCCACAUCCUGUCAACAUGCUGAGGUUCAAGUUCAAGAGGGGAAGUCUACCUCCAGGGAUGCCUCUUGAGUUUGUCGGGUGUAUCGGUGGCUGUGACGAGACUCUGAGAGAGGUCUUAAAUUUAAAGUAUCUUCGAGGAGGAGAUUCCACCACUCAGGUUAAUCGCAGUUCAACGUCAUGGCAAUCGAAUCGUCCAGUAACCAAUCCUGCGCUUCAGAACAGGUCUGAGAACAGACCACCACUCCACAGUCCACCGGCCUGGUCCACACAGCCCUCACGGUCUGUCCAGAACAAUGUUGUGUGUAACUGUAGCCAGGAUGCUCUUCUCCUCACGGUGCGUAAAGAAGGUCCCAACCAAGGUCGUCAAUUCUACAAGUGCAAUACGGGGAAUUGUAACUUCUUCCUGUGGGACGAACAGCAGAAUGACCAGCCUGGGUCAGCAGGAAGGAUCGGGUCAACAGGACAACAGGGCCCUAGCUUUCAACCACCCAGACCUUCUCUUGGCUUUGCAAAUACACCUCAGCAGAAGCAGGGCAGCAGAGGAUCUGGGGGAGGUGGAGAAGAGAGUAUGUGCAGCUGUAACAUACCUGCAGUCACAAGGACUGUCAUGAAAGAUGGACCUAACAAAGGCAGAGUGUUCCUCACCUGCGGCAAACCACGGGAUCAGCAAUGUGGCUUCUUUCAGUGGGUAGAUGAGAACGUUGCUCCCGCUGCUGUAGGGAAUGUAAGAGGAAACAACAGUAAAUGGGCUGCUAGUAAGAAGAAUGAAGCCUCUUCUGCUCCUAAAAGACCAAGGACUUGUGGAAUUUGCCAUCAGCCGGGACACACUCGCGUCACCUGUCCUCAGGCCCGGUGAGACAGCAUCAAGUGGAGAUGGCUGACUAUGUAUAUUCUGUCAAAUAAAUGAGUUUUUGUUAUCAUUUGUAAAAUUUUACUAUAUAAAAACAGUAAACACUUUUACAAAAUAAAAGCUGACAUUAAUGAGAA
Molecule: messenger RNA, 3492 nt
Organism: Tachysurus vachellii
Lineage: Eukaryota; Metazoa; Chordata; Actinopteri; Siluriformes; Bagridae
Gene: top3a
Product: DNA topoisomerase III alpha
Exons: 19
Coding region: 380-3361 (993 amino acids)
Biological process (GO): DNA topological change
Cellular component (GO): chromosome; nucleus
Molecular function (GO): DNA binding; DNA topoisomerase type I (single strand cut, ATP-independent) activity; zinc ion binding
Source: RefSeq, a predicted model, not a curated record